Molecule: messenger RNA, 2309 nt
Organism: Pediculus humanus corporis (human body louse)
Lineage: Eukaryota; Metazoa; Arthropoda; Insecta; Psocodea; Pediculidae
Product: cAMP-specific 3',5'-cyclic phosphodiesterase, putative
Exons: 16
Coding region: 1-2286 (761 amino acids)
Biological process (GO): signal transduction
Cellular component (GO): cytosol; perinuclear region of cytoplasm; nucleus
Molecular function (GO): 3',5'-cyclic-AMP phosphodiesterase activity
Source: RefSeq, a predicted model, not a curated record
AUGGAAAAAAAAAAAAAAAUGUACAUUUGUUCAUUCGUGUCAAUUUUAAAUGUGACAAAAAAAAAUUUGUUUUUAUUGAUUUUUAUUAUUAUUAUCAUUUUUUUUUUUGAAUUAUUAAAUGAAAAUAUUUCUUUUCAAUGCGUGGGUAGAAAAAGAAAGAUGGAAGGGGAGGAAGGUUUCGAAGUUGAAAAUGGGGCGUCACCGGGUCGAAGUCCUUUGGAAGGGGGUUCAUCUCCUUCCGCUGGACUCGUUUUACAAAAUUUACCCACGAGAAGGGAAUCGUUUUUAUAUAGGAGCGAUUCCGAUUUUGAAAUGUCACCAAAAUCAAUGUCGAGGAAUUCUUCAAUAGCUAGUGAAAGAAUUAAAAUAUUUGCGAAAGUUCCAGAACGAAUAAAACACCGCGGGGAGCCGGGGGGAGGGGGUCGUUGUUGUUUUAAAGCAGAAAAUUACGACAAUCAUGGAGAAGAUUUAAUAGUAACUCCGUUUGCUCAAAUUUUGGCGAGCCUUCGAAGUGUUAGAAAUAAUUUUCUAUGCCUGACAAACGUGCCAUCAAACAAACAAUCGAGAAGGUCUUCGGGAGCCCAAACAAGUGGUACUUCACCACAACCGAGAAUGACAAACCCUCAGGACGAGUCAUAUAUAAAACUGGCAAUAGAAACAAUGGAAGAAUUAGACUGGUGUUUGGAUCAACUGGAAACAAUACAGACGCACAGAUCUGUGUCGGAUAUGGCUACGUUGAAGGUAGUUUUAACGCUUUGUCAAAUGUCAAAAGUCCGAGAAUCUAAUUUAAUUAUAAAUAUUUGUUGUUUGCAUAAUAAAUUUUCAUUAAAUAAUUAUUAUUAUUAUCUAACACGUCAUUUUUCCGAAUCAAACAAACAACAGGAAUUAGAUCUCCCUUCCCUUCGCGUCGAUGAAGUGGAAUCAAGAAGCAAUAAGAAACAAGAUAAGGGUAGACAUGGAUCGAAUACUAUGUCUCAAAUAUCCGGCGUGAAAAAACCAUUGUGUCACACGAAUAGUUUUACCGGAGAAAAAGUACCCACGUACGGUGUUGAAACACGUCACGAAGAAGAAUUGGGAAAAACGCUUGGUGAAAUCGACAAAUGGGGAAUUGAUAUUUUCCGAGUUGGUGAAUUAUCUAAUAAUAGACCAUUGACCGCUGUAGCGUUUCAAGUUUUUCAAAAUCGAGAUUUGCUUAAAACCUUCCUCAUACCCCCAAAGACUUUUAUUACUUUUAUGAUGACUUUAGAGGAUCAUUACGUAAAAGAUAAUCCUUUUCAUAAUUCACUUCACGCCGCUGACGUCACUCAAAGUACCAAUGUAUUAUUAAAUACGCCUGCUUUAGAGGUGAGCUCAAAACUCGUGUUAAAAAAUACAUUAAUUGUUAUCUCUGUAUUUACUCCUCUGGAAAUAUUUGCGGCAUUGUUUGCUGCUUGCAUACACGAUGUCGAUCAUCCAGGACUGACCAAUCAAUUUUUAAUCAAUUCAAGUUCUGAAUUAGCUUUAAUGUAUAAUGAUGAAAGUGUUUUAGAAAAUCAUCAUUUAGCGGUAGCUUUUAAGCUUUUGCAAAAUGAAGGAUGCGACAUUUUUAUGAAUUUUGGUAAAAAACAAAGGCAGACAUUGAGAAAAAUGGUCAUAGACAUGGUAUUGUCUACGGACAUGUCGAAACACAUGUCACUACUGGCCGAUCUUAAGACCAUGGUUGAAACGAAAAAAGUUGCUGGUUCAGGUGUCUUAUUAUUAGAUAAUUAUACGGAUAGGAUACAGGUUUUAGAAAAUUUAGUUCACUGUGCAGAUCUGAGUAAUCCGACGAAACCUUUAGAUUUGUAUAAAAGGUGGGUCGAUUUGCUUAUGGAAGAAUUUUUUCAACAGGGUGAUAGAGAAAGAGAACAAAAUUUGGACAUAAGUCCAAUGUGUGACAGACAUAGUGCAACAAUUGAAAAAUCCCAGGUUGGUUUCAUAGACUACAUUGUUCAUCCGUUGUGGGAAACGUGGGCGGAUUUAGUACAUCCAGACGCUCAAGAUAUAUUGGAUACAUUAGAAGAAAACAGGGAUUGGUAUCAGAGCAUGAUUCCACCUUCGCCGCCGACGACCGAUGUCGAACGCGAAGAUUUAACGACGGCAGGAUGUGAAAGAAACGAUGAAGAUUCUGAUAAAGAAACGGAUGACAAAAUGACCGGAAACGCGGAUCAAAUAAGAUUUGAAAUAACACUACAGGAAAAGGAAGGAGAAGAAGAAGAGGAAGGAGAGGAAGAAGAGGAAAACUACGGGACACCACCUAAAAUGUGACGCUCAUUCUUCUCAAUAUGUAA